This is a messenger RNA of Pyricularia oryzae 70-15, 3261 nucleotides long. RefSeq names its product SH3 domain-containing protein. NCBI's taxonomy places the organism in Eukaryota, Fungi, Ascomycota, Sordariomycetes, Magnaporthales, Pyriculariaceae. The transcript is spliced from 2 exons. The coding region runs from base 1041 to 2708 and encodes 555 amino acids. Gene Ontology annotation, molecular function: protein binding. The record is from RefSeq and is a predicted model, not a curated record.
CAUUUUUUGACUGCCAUUAAUUACAUCAACAACAACCCGCAAGGGCCAAGCAGCGACUUUUACCGCCAAGCAACCCCAGUCCUAAAGCAAGGGUCGUCCUCCUUUUUUCUCAUCUAUGGUUGAUUGUCUCUCCACUUUUGUCAACCUUCGUCCAUCGCAUCGGGGGCAUCGACUCCUCCACCGCCCACCCUUUCAAUCCUACCAUUGACUGGGAAAGGCGACCGCGCAAGAGAGGGGUCGAAUCGCCAAAACCAAGAAGAAAAGCAAGCGCCUUGAAUGCAAGCAACCAGCGCAGCAAAAAGGCCCCCAAAUAUUCACCACCCCUAUCCCUACCAGUAACCGGCCAACCCGAUUCACUGGCUAUUACCUAGGUACCGCACCGGGCCUUCACCUUACCUAGGCCACCUAGUUUUACACUUCAGGUACCGUCUUUUAGGUCUAGGCAAUCCGACCACCUUCUUAGCCGCCCAAUCCGCGCCACCAUUUAUUCUCCCUCGACCAGAACUCGAUUCCGAUUUCUGGCUGCCUACCUCUAAGAGUAUAUACCAAAGGGGGAAAGCUGUCGAUUUUUAUCACCAAACGAUCAGAUGGUCUGCAACCGCAGCAUCAUUCGGCCAAUUCAGAGUACAACGCUAGCUUAAUUUCCAGGUUAUCUUGGGGCGGGGUCUUUCUUUCUUGAUUUUUUAGUCUUUUUUUUUUAUUAUUGUUUUUAUUAUUAUUUUUAUUUUUUUAUUUUUUAGUAUUUUCUUGUCCUCCUUCUCCCUUGUUCCCACCUAGAGAAGCCCCGACUGCCGACCGGAGCGGUUUGCCGAGCACUCUCGCGUGUGCGACAGUCCAUGGCAAGGUGAUAUUUCAGCGCCUGUAUUCAACAGCCCCCCUCAUCACCAUCACCAUAAGCAAAGCAAUUACAAUUCAGACAGAACCAACGGGGCUGUGCGGGGGAAACGGAAACUUGAACGACCCGCGAUUGAUGGGUCGCGAGUGUUUCCGCACCAUCGUCGCAUCCAUACCAGCGUCGCCCUAAAGAUCCUGUACCGAAAAUGAUGGCUGUCUUGUCUCAAAGUGGCUCGUCCCCAGCAACGUCGCCAGCCCCCAUCUCGCCAUCGCCCACGUCGAGCCCGACCUCGAACUCGAAUCACCCACCCCUGCCCCCACUGAUUACAUCGCCUCCGUCCAGCGCUGUUGCCGUCGCCCCGCCAGGCCGAAGAACAACUCUCCCGCGACCAAUGUCCUACUCUGCGAGGAAUAGGCUGUCGCAGUACUCGACGGGGUCCGUCCCGUCGCGGUCGCGACCGCCGUCCCACAUAUUUCCAAUUUGGCCAAGCAGUCUGCCAUACACGUUGGUCAGAGAUUUUGCCUACCCGCCUGUCAAUCCGCUGCACCAUGGACCGCCUCCCGAACUGUCACUGCCGCCAAGUGGCAUGACCACACCCGCAAGUGAGCACCAGAGACGCCUGUCAGAUCCGCCUGCGAGCUGGGUCUCCCGGGAAAAUGGCACCUGGAGCGAAGGUUUCGGCAAGGGUGGUGACCUCGCGCCGAUGCACCUUGGCGACGGCCCGCCCUGGAGUGAGGACGAGGAUUUACAAAGCCCGGUCGUCAGCUCGCGCCACCGCAAACACCACGGUCACGGCAGGGGCAAGGGUGGCUCACGGGGUGGUGGCGCUGCUGGAACAGGGUUAUUGGACCCUACAACCUACGACCGAGAGAGGGGCUACUAUAUGGGCACGAGCGGCGACGGGAGCGAGAGGUAUUAUGUCAACCAGGGGGGAGAGGCCAACGGGCCCGGGGGAGAGUACGUUACGUACCCUCCAGACCAGGCGCGCAACUCGGCUCAGGGAGUUUAUAAUGUCGGGGACCAACAGCCGCGACAGUAUGCGGAACACGAUGCGGGCUACCGUUACGGGUCUGACGGAUCCAGCAGCUCGCCGUCUUCACCGGAUCUACGGGGCGAGGACCAGUCAAGGUAUUCGCGGGAUUACCAAUUCACCAUUACAUCCCCAGACGAGGAGAUGCAUGGCAAGGCGGUUGCACUCUUUGAUUUCGCCCGAGAAAAUGAGAAUGAGCUGCCACUGCUCGAAGGGCAGAUUAUAUGGGUCAGUUAUAGGCACGGCCAGGGUUGGCUGGUUGCUAUGGACCCCAAGACUCAGGAGAGCGGGCUCGUGCCGGAGGAGUAUGUGCGGUUAUUGAGGGAUAUAGAGGGCGGCAUGACGAGUCUGACUGCGGCUACAGAAGAGGGCGCUGCCCCGCCGGCCACAACAACGGGCACUGGAACGGGAAGUCCUAAUGAUGCAGGUACACCUACUCAGACAGAGCAUAAGCCGCAGCAGCGGAACAGCUUUGGGCACACUCCCAGCGCCUCCACGUCCUCAACGUCAGCGAAUGGGUACCACCAGCCCAUUGUAUCAACUUUCAGCACAUCCAGCAAAGAUUUGGACCCUUACCCUCAACAUCUACUGGGGACGCAGGCCGGGCAGACGCCCCCUCAGGUCGUGCAUUAUCACGGACAACGGGGCGGGAGCCAGGCAAACACGCCGACUUUGAGUUUCCAUCAUGAUGUUGGAAUUAUCAGACGUGGCAGCAUCGACCAUACCAGCGGGAAAAGGGUCGAUACCAGUGGGGAGAGGCUACCAGGCGCCAGGAUGGGUGAUUCCUUAGCCGAGCAAAAAGAGGAAAGCAGUGAAGAGAGGAGAGAUCGCAAGAGCCGGUGACAACAAGGGAGCGUGGCGCAAUACAUCUGGAGUCAGGAGUUGCAAAGUUUAAACAAGUUUGAGUGCAGGGUCAAAUUCUGAUAUUUAUUGUACUACCACUACCAUUUUGUCCCAAAGUUCUGCCAUUUCGUUACUUGGUUACUUUUGUCGGGUUUCGGAAAGUUCUGGGGGGAGCGUGCUUUGUGUUUUGCAAGAGUUGGUCGAUUGCAUAUUACCCCGUUGAAUUUGGCCAAAACAAUUUCUAUUUUUCUUUUUCUUUUUUAUUAUUCUGCGUGUUCCAUCUUCUUGUCUUGGUCCCCCAGUCUCUUUCUCUGCUAUUACAUUUGAACACCACGGGUUAUGACUGGCGUGAAGGCUUAGGGAAUGGGACAUAAGACGGUACGGUGCCACUUGUCCGAUCUUAAUCAACCAUCUAGAACGACUCAAUUCUCUGUUGAAAACCCAUUGCUCUCUGAGUAUUGUUUUUCCACAUGAAAGAGAAGGCCAUGUCCAUAAUAAAUUGGCAAAAGGACCUCGUGAGGGUACGGCGAUGAGACAUAGCGCAUAAAAUGCA